Messenger RNA from Paramacrobiotus metropolitanus, 2212 nucleotides. Its product is annotated as CUB and sushi domain-containing protein 1-like. The record is from RefSeq and is a predicted model, not a curated record. NCBI's taxonomy places the organism in Eukaryota, Metazoa, Tardigrada, Eutardigrada, Parachela, Macrobiotidae. Bases 392 to 1726 code for a protein of 444 amino acids. Gene Ontology annotation, molecular function: serine-type endopeptidase activity. The transcript is spliced from 9 exons.
GUCAAGCGACAGCUUAAAUCCGCUGCGCACAAAACCGCCGGCAACAGAUCAUAGUGCACUUUUAUGCUGUUGCACAUUGCAGUCGACGGGAGCAGUGCACUAUCUGACGUAAAAAUUUAUUCGGGCUGUUUAUGAUAAUGGAUGCGUAGACGACGAGUUGGUGCACUUUUACUUGGAACCUGGAAAUGUAUUUUGGAUAAAAGCACUUUCCUAUCUUAAGUUUCAUCGGGAUUUCGACCAUUUACUGUGCGAGCUUCCGGUCGGUUUAAUUUGCAAUUUUUAUCUACAAACAACGCCAGCGUCAAACCGGCUCUUUGUAUUAUUAUGUCUAGCCGGCUUAUCGCUGUCGCUGGAUCGUGUUUCAAAUGUCGCACACUGUAGAUGAAAUGAAAUGUAUCGUCGGAUUAUCCGCCGGAUUUGCAGUUGGCAUAAUCAUUUUUUGAUGAUACUGACCAUUUUCUUUUCGUUUCAUCGCAGGAUAGGUGGGCAAUUUAUCGGUUGGACUCAAGUACAUGCUUGUCGGCAGACGGAUGGUCAGCUAACACUGCGCUGCGCUACCGGCCAACGCAUAAUGAUAUUUGGUGCGAAUUAUGGAAAUGCAAGUGGUUAUAAUUGCUCAACCCAUUUCACGCCCGAAAGCAAUCAAUUGCCAAGCGGUACACUAUUAACACCCCGCGACUACUUAUCAUCGUUAAGUGAUGCGGCUAAUUCGUUGCUUAAACGACCCCGGUGUAAUCACGAUGUAUCGGGACUUGUGAAAGAUAUGUGCUCUGGCCGGGAAGUGUGCCUCAUCGAGAUGGAAGAAAGCAUUUUCCGUUCCCCUUGUGAUGGCAAUGAAGUUUUGGAAGUCAAAUUUGCUUGUAUACCAGUUUUAGGAUCGCAGGUGAUUUCUGUUUGCAAUCGGAACUUAACAGCGCCGGAUGGGCAUAUACUGAGUCCUGGAUAUCCGGAAUAUUAUCCAGGCCCUUCAGACUGUUCCUGGCGGAUCUCAACCGAAGUGGGAAAAAAUAUACUGAUAAUGCUCAAUGACCUUUCACUACGACCUCAAAGUGCCAAAGAUAACGCCUGCCAAGAUUAUUUAAUAAUUUACGAAAAUGAUCGACAGCUUGUCAAGACAUGCCAUUCGUAUCCUUUCAAUUUACAAGUGGCCUCAAAUUUUGCAAAAAUAUCGCUUAUUAGUACAUCAAAAGGCUGGACAAGUAAAGGUGUUUGGAUAUUUUACAAAGCGAUUGGCUGUAGUAAUCCUCAGCUUCCAGACUCAGUGGAGCAGCUCUCACGGAAUUACACCAAUAUUGUCCUGAGAUGUCAAGAUGGUUACUUUUUCCGCGAUUUAUUGUAUCCCUUCGAUGAACUGGUUCUGAAUUGCCUGGACGGAAAUAGAUGGGAUCGAUCGGUGCCAGACUGUAGUAACGACUCCGAGUGGAGAAAGGACGCCCUGGCCCGGCUGCACGCUAGACGAGCCGAUAUGCCGAUUCCAUUGCUCAACGGGAUCACCCUAAAAGAAGUUGUUAUCCCAGCUACGGUUGUGGGGGUGCUGCUUCUCAUUCUUAUAGCUGCCUUGGGAAUUUUGUUAAGCGUUAGGCGAUACCGGAGGCGGGGCAUCGUCUAUCAUGAACAGGAAAUCGAGCAUCUGCAUGUGCCGGUGUCGCGUAAAGCGCCGCGCGCCCAGAUUGACAGCGCCAGCGACUUGGCCGGAACUUAUCCGCUGACAGAAAUACGGGAUUAGUUGCCUACUUAAGUCAGUGUAUCCGUAUGUUUUUUCUUCCCGGCUUCCCCUGGAGCGACGACGGCGGGCUGUACGGUGCAUUCCUCGGAUCACGGUCGAUGAUUAUUUGCGCAGGAAAAACACGCAUGCAGCAUGUGUUGUGCGAUGAAUUUAAGGGGACUCGGGUUGUACUCGAGAGGGUAGCGCAUUAAACGUUAGACAAAUUUUUUUUGUUUCGGUCCCUUGUUUUGUUUUCUUGUUGUGAUUUUCUUCCUGUACUGUGGCGCGCAAAUCCCUUCAGCAUUUAUUUCCGGGUUCCUCUAUAUUUUGCUGGACCAUUUUUGUUAAGUUCUGAAUGACAGAUGGCGCUAUAUAUGCGAAUUUCUUUUUGUAGCAUACAAUUAUCAGAAGCAUACCUAGGUUGGUGUAUAGUUGUGUAAAAAAUUGCACUGACACAGUGAUUUUGUUCUUAGAUUUUGUGUAUCCAAAUUUACUAGGAUAGGUGAA